UGAAAUUUGCGGUCACACUGCAGCCAACAAAACAUUCAUAUAAAUAAUAAUAAAGCGCAGCGCACGGCCCUGAGGCGUCGCCAAAACAACGUCAACGCAAUGGGUUUUCCGCGUAUUCUGAGCAAAAAUAACAAGAUAUAUACGAAACUGGGCGAGUUCUGUUUGUCGGGCGACAGUUUCUGGAUUGUCUGCCACACUUGCCAGGAAGAGUUGCAAACGCAGGACGCCUUCUGGAAGCACAUACAAGAUGAGCACAACUUUCUGCAUGGGGUUGCCAAGGAGCACAGUCGUACCUCUAGCUAUUGCUUGACGGAAGUGGAGGCAGCGGCGGCCACCAGCGGUGCCACAACGUCGCAGGCGGGGCCGGGCAGUGUGACAGCGGUGUCGGUACCGUUGGCGCUGUACCAUUGUGCCACCAAAUACAGUGAGGAGGAGCAACGUGAGGUGGCAGCCGCUGUGGAGAUGCAUGAGGCACAACAACAGCAGCAGCAACAACAACAGCAGCAGCAACAUCAACAGCAGCAACAUCUGCAGCAGCAGCAUCGCGAGGCCAAAGACUUGGCUGAGCUGCACGCUGUGGCAGCAGCAGCAGCGGCUGCCGCCGCCGGCGGCGAUGGCAGCUCGCGCAACAGCAAUAGCAAUAAUAAUAACAACAACGGCAGCAGCGGCAUCGAUAUCAAAGUGGAGCCCAGCAGUCUGGUCACGCUGACAACCGAAAUGCAGGCAGCUGCUGCUGCAGCAGCGGCGGCGGCAGCCAACAGCACCACUAUCUACCAUCUGUCGCAAGUGGUGCCAGCGCCGCCGCCACCGCCGCCCACACCGAAUUUCGUCAAUGUAGGCACCUCCACCAAUGCCACCAGCAACAGCAGCAGCAGCAACAACAACAUCAUCAACAACAACAGCAGUAGCGGCAACACUGUCUGCUCAACGCCCCCGCAUGCCGUUCAACUUGCUGGUCCCGUUCCCUUGCCCGUUCCCGUUGCCAGCAGCAAUAUCGUGAUGCAACAGGCAUGCAACACGCUGGGCAUGCCGCUGCUUACGACGCAAACGGACCUUGCCCCCAAAGACUCGAACAGCACAACGGCGAGUGCCAGCAGUGCGGUGUCCUCGGAUGACGGCGAGCGUUGGUACAUCUGCGAUUAUGGUGCCUGUGGCUUGAAAUUUAAGUACAAGUCGCGCAUGGAACUGCAUCGCGUGGUGCAUAGUAAGGAGCGGCGUUUCAACUGUGAUAUGUGCAGCGCCUCCUUCAAGCAGUCGUGUAAUUUGUCCACGCAUCGCAAAAAGAAGCACGCGCUUAGGGGCAUCAAAAGCGAUCUGUUGCCGCAGCGCUUCUAGGCAGCGCUUCCUAUCAGUGCAAUCAAUGUGCAGUGUGGUUAGUGUGUAGUUGUCAUCUCUUCCCGCAUCCCCAAAUCCUCAAUCUUGAAAUCCCCAAUUCCCGACUCCUUUUGUACGCGUUUAUUUCUAAAUUAAGCCACAGAGUUAUGAAUAUCGAUUUAAGUUUAGCAUACAACUAUACUAUACUAUAUAGAUAGUACUGCACAAGCACUCACGUACGUCUAUAGUUAUAGAUAUGUGUAAAGUUUAUCCCCCAUCCCUCUCCCAAUAGACGCUAGGCAGUAUGUAAAGUGAGGUUAUGUUAACCUCAACGGGCAAUUAGCUGGGCCUGCGAAUUGGUUUGACGUACUUAAGCCGAUUUCAGACUAUGCUACAAUAUACAAUAUAUAUAUACAUAUAUACAUACAUAUGUUACGAUCUAGAUGUACAUUCAAUUUUUAUGUAGUAGUUAAGAUGAUUUUUGCGGGGAAGCAAUUUAAAGUUAAGUUAAGUCACCAUUCUACUUUAAGCAGCCAUCUUGAAAGUGAAAAACAAAAGAUAACCAGUUUUAAAACCAAUAGUCAGUUGUUAGCAAUUGCUUAGUACAUAAAUGCAUAUAGAAAAAACAUAUAUAAUUAUAUAACAAAACGAUCGAUCAAUCCAACAACAAGAAUAAAUACCUUUCUGAUU
Messenger RNA from Drosophila nasuta, 2004 nucleotides. RefSeq names its product (A+T)-stretch binding protein (gene ATbp). NCBI's taxonomy places the organism in Eukaryota, Metazoa, Arthropoda, Insecta, Diptera, Drosophilidae. Bases 100 to 1335 code for a protein of 411 amino acids. Gene Ontology annotation, biological process: regulation of gene expression. The transcript is spliced from 2 exons. The record is from RefSeq and is a predicted model, not a curated record. Gene Ontology annotation, cellular component: nucleus.